AUGGUACAAAUUAAAAGAAGUACAAUGGAUGAAAUGGCAGCCAAUGAAAUCAUUGAGGCCUUGAUCAUACCAGCAUCACCAGUGGUGUUGUCGGUUGUAGUGUCGGCGGUGGUGGUGUCGGCAGUAGAUGUAGCAGAAGUAGUGUCGGUAGUGGUAGCAGAGGUUGUGUCGGCAGUAGUGGCAGAAGUAGUGUCGGCAGUGGUUGAUGCAGUAGUAGAGGCGGUGGUAGCAGAGGUAGUAUCAGCAGUGGUCGAGGCAGUGGUUGAUUAUUAA
Molecule: messenger RNA, 273 nt
Organism: Cavenderia fasciculata
Lineage: Eukaryota; Evosea; Eumycetozoa; Acytosteliales; Cavenderiaceae
Exons: 2
Coding region: 1-273 (90 amino acids)
Source: RefSeq, a predicted model, not a curated record